AUGUUUACAGCAGUGCAUAGACACGUCGGACGCUUAUCAGGCGAUCAACCAAACAUCAAAGAUAAUGAUUUGAAAUCUAUACUCACCAACGUUUAUGAUGUUUUCAUUGAAUAUGGUGUGAUUAAUCAUGUUUUGACAUCGCAAGACAGUUUGAAUGCGAUGAAAUUUUUUUGUAAACAUAUGGUUAAUAAUCAUAUGCAGAAAAAAAUUCUACGUGCUCAAAUCAUCGACCAUGAAAUGUUUACUUUGAUAAGAAAUACAAUCCUAUCGAUCGUUGAAAAAAACAAUCAGUUAACCGAGCAAGACUGGGAUCCGUUUCACGCCAUGGCCGUAUUGUUGACAUCGGCAUUAUCUCCUGUGCAAUUUGACGAUGGAAGAGUAAACCGACUCGUUAUAGAAACAUUUUGUAGCGACGCAUUCUUCAAUGCCGUGAAACAAUGUAUGGAAAAUUUAUCGUCAACCACUGAGCAAACUAAUCCAACGAAAUAUCGCAUUCUUAGUUAUGUUUUUCGACAUAUUUACGCGCAUAGUAAGACGUACCGAAGCAGAAUUCGAAUACUGUUUUUAGAUCUUGCGGUGCGAUGUGUAACAUCAAAACAUUACGUUGAUCAAUUUGAGAAAAAUGAAGAAGCAUCAAAAGAUUUUUUCCUAUUGGAUUGUCCCAGUUUUGUUCUUCCGAACUCAAUCGAUCGACACAGCGAAAUUGCGAAAACUCUAUGUCCAUCUCUGUUGCAAGACUAUCGAACCAUUUUAGCUUAUCGUAUUCAACGAAAAUCAACUGAUUCGCACAAAAAUGUUUAUCUUACUUUCUAUUUGAAGUUAUUGAACUUUUGUACAGCAAUCGAAUCAACACGUGAUAUGUUCGUACAAUACAUACCAUCGAUCAUCACGCAAAUCUUUACUGUUCUGAAAGAUUAUCUUGUUUUAGAAAGUGAUAAAGCCAUUACGGGCAUUAAAGAUGAACAACUCGUCAUUACUAUUCUCACAUUGAUCUAUAAUUUGUUGCCAAAUUCAGCAAUCAAUGUCGCGAUUAAAGAAAACGCACCGAUGUCAGUUUUAGUGUUACUCAGCGGUAAAGAACAAUUACAAAUGACGAACGGCAACUUUGAACGAAAAAAGUAUGUCAUUCCAAAAGCGAUUCAAAUCGAAGCUCAAAACCUUCUUCCUCUGCUAAUGGAGGAUGUUGAACAAUUAGAGCGACCUGAAGAAAUCACACGUGCGUCAGUGACAUGUUUAGCUAAGGCUGUUAAAAGUGAAUCACAUAUGUGUAGUGGAAUGCAUGCUAGUAGCGUACUAAUGAAUAUGAAUACUAUCGUGCAGAAUGAUCAAGUCAAAGAACAGAUUGUUGAGCAAGGCGCUCUUCGGCUAUUGUCUGAUUGCGUCUGUGAUCCAAGUAUUGCCAUUGAGGAAAUUCGGCAACCAGCAUUAGGUGUAAUCUGGACAGUUAGUUUCAAUCCAAGAGCUGCGUGUAUAUGGAAAACAGAUCAAGCGCUCAUAGCUCAGCUAUUUGAAAUCGAUAGGACGAAUGUCAAUCAGCCGCAAUCGGUAGCAAACAAUAUCCUUUGGCAAUUAGUUAACGAAGAAAGAUUCGUAGCUACACAAUCAAGCAUCCAACGCAUGUUAGUUUUACCAAAUGGGCGAAUGCAAAACAGUGAUGAUGCACUGUGGGUUAACAUAAAUACGCCUGGCGGUGAGAUCGUUGUCUUCCGAGAAAAUCUAACGCAAGAACAAAAGGAAAUGUUGAAAGCUGAACGCGAACAGACAGCAAGUCUACCCACCAAUAACAUCCAACUGUAUGAAUACGAUCUAAUGAUAAGCUAUUGCCAUAGAAAUAAGGAUCUAUGUACGGUUAUUUAUAAUUGUUUAUCGAAGAUGGGUAAAUAUAGAAUUUGGUUUGAUCAAGAGCAAAUGUAUGGUUCAACCAUGGACCGUAUGGCAGAAGGCAUUGAAAAGUCACAUUUAUUCCUAGUCUGCAUGUCGAGCGCAUACAAAAACAGUAAUUCGUGUCAUAAAGAAUGCGAAUAUGCUGAUAAGCGACAGCAUAAAGUACUUUUCUUGAAAGUCGAACCAAAUUAUACGCCAAACGGUUGGUUGGGAUUCUACCUUGGACAACAAUAUUACGUAGAUGUUACCAAACCUGAUUUUCUGACUCGAUUCAAAGAUUUGAUUAAGCAAAUUAGCAUGCAAAGAAAUGAAACCCCUGAUUAUUCAAUGCUGGAUAAAAUUGUUACGGCCGAUGUACAAACUGCUAUCGCGAAUGCGUUACAAAAAAAAUCGGAAGGAAAACUUGGUAAUAGUGAUACUAAUCUUCGUCAUUCGGUUUCAACAAGUACACUAUCGUCAGUAUCAUCCCGAAGUUCAUUGAAUUUCAAUGAUCUUGCUAAAACAAAAAUCGAUGAUGUAUCAAAUAAUUCGAAGACAACUAUGCGAGAAAAUAUGACAUCAGAAAAACUUGCAAAAUAUUACCCGGCGCGGUAUUCGUACAGUAAUAUCAAUGAUGAUCAAGAUUCUCUCAAUGAUAUUGUUGUGAGUAUUUCAACGCCAAGCAUGUUAAGUUUAUCGAAUGAGGGUGACAUAGUUGGACUAAAUGAUCAAGUCGGUGGAUUUAAACUUGAUCUGUUAUCAGCAAUGAUGCCGCAAAUGAAUCGAGAUUCGAUUAGGGUGUCCGACUUGUCUUUGAACACUGAGAGAAGCAGUGUAAAUCAAGACCAAUCAGUCAAGGAUUGGACACGUAACGAUGUGCUUGAAUUUCUCCAGAGAAUCAAUCUUAUGCAUGUAUCUGUAUUAUCUCAAGAUCAAGCAAUUAAUGGACAACGCCUUUUAGACUUCUGCGAAAGUAAUCUGUCACCAUCUCUUACAAUUAUAUCAACAGCUGAUUAUGAACGUUUAAAAUACGAACUGCACAAACUGCUUAGCCCCUAA
This is a messenger RNA of Adineta ricciae, 2922 nucleotides long. The record is from the annotation of a GenBank genome assembly. NCBI's taxonomy places the organism in Eukaryota, Metazoa, Rotifera, Eurotatoria, Adinetida, Adinetidae.